CCCAUAAAAUAAUACCAACUCCGCAUCCAACAACUUCAUUAUUGCUUAUAACUUUUGUUUAGUAUCAAAAACAGCGCUAGCUACUGAUACAAAGAAUUCAAAGAAUCAGAAUCUGAGUGAUAACCCAAAGAGAUGAGAAGUAGUAACCAUUUGAUUGGACUGCUAAACUUCCUCACCUUCCUCCUCUCAAUCCCAAUCCUUGGAGGUGGGAUAUGGCUAAGCACAAGAGCCAACAACACUGACUGCCUCAAGUUCCUUCAAUGGCCCCUGAUCAUUAUUGGGGUUGCUAUCAUGGUGGUUUCUCUAGCUGGUUUCGCCGGAGCGUGUUACAGAAACACUUUCCUAAUGUGGCUAUACCUAUUUGCCAUGUUCUUCAUCAUAGCUGCGCUUUUAGGGUUCAUUAUCUUUGCCUAUGUGGUCACGGACAAAGGGUCAGGCCGGCCUGUGGCGAACCGGGCUUACGAUGACUAUUAUCUGCAGGACUACUCGGGCUGGCUGGAGCAGCGUGUAGAAGAUGCUAGCUACUGGGCAAAGAUUAGCUCUUGUAUCAGAGACUCUAAGGUUUGCAGCAAGUUGGGGAGGACUGUAGGUGGUAUGCCUGAAACUGGUGAUAUGUUUGUUCGUAGAAAGCUCAACCCUAUUGAGUCUGGUUGCUGCAAGCCCCCCUCAGACUGUGGCUUCGUCUACAACAAUGAGACGUUUUGGACCCCUGGAACAGGAAUGGUAACCAACACUGACUGCAAUAAUUGGAACAAUGACCAAGCGCAACUUUGCUAUUCUUGUAACUCUUGCAAAGCUGGUGUGCUGGCUAGCCUCAGGAAGAGUUGGAGGAAGGUCUCAGUGAUCAACAUUGUUGUAUUAAUCAUCCUGGUAAUCACUUAUGUGAUUGCCAUUGCAGCGUUUAGGAACAAUCGCCGGAUUGAUAAUGAUGAACCUUCUGGCGAGGCAAGGAUGACAAAGGAAAAACCUAGUAGGAUCCAGCUUUACUAAGAUGGGGAGGAACGGGCACUCUGAAGCUUAGUUUGUCAAGGAUUUAUUUUGGGGGGUUUUGGUCUUUUACUUAAGGGCUGGUUUGUCAUGGACUAAUGAACUCGUUUGGUUUGGUUUUGGAAAGGUGGUGGUAUAUGUAAUUUCAUGGUGCUCUUUUUUGUUGUUAUCACAAUCUCACUAAUAAGGGAAAGAUGUUACUUGGUAUGGAGAUUGUGGAGGGAUAGGAUUUCAUUUACCCGUUGUGAAUUCAUGUACAUAUAUUAUGGGUAAGAUUGCUCUAGUAGAACUCAAAUUUCAGUUGGCUUUCCAGGACAAAAAGAUCAACAUUUAAACAUUGUAAACAAGAGCCUUGAUAAUGUAUUUUAGGUAGCCAAUCAAGUGCAGAUGCUUUAGUUAA
This is a messenger RNA of Quercus robur (English oak), 1387 nucleotides long. Its product is annotated as tetraspanin-3-like. Lineage: Eukaryota; Viridiplantae; Streptophyta; Magnoliopsida; Fagales; Fagaceae. The record is from RefSeq and is a predicted model, not a curated record. Gene Ontology annotation, biological process: auxin-activated signaling pathway. Bases 133 to 990 code for a protein of 285 amino acids. The transcript has 2 exons. Gene Ontology annotation, cellular component: plasma membrane; plasmodesma.